AUGCCUCCCUACUCGCCCACUUCUCCAUCGUCCCUAAAGGACUUGAUAUCACUCCACUCGACCCACUUGACCACCUCUGACAUAUGCAUUCUCAACGAUCCUCCAUACAAGCUGACGAUCUCCCUCGACAUGCUUCUCCCGAAUAGUAACUGCCGAGCAGUUCGCUCUCCGCCUCGUCCUCAGAACCCAUGGAUACUCUUCCGAAAAGACUUCGAGGCCAGGUACAGGAAGCAUUCUCCAACAACUCCUGCGAGGAAAAUCUCAUCAUUCGCAAGUGAAGCAUGGAAAACGGGCGGGAGAGACGUUGCAAAAUUCUUUGAAGUAUUGGCGAAAGUGGCAGCGAUUAGACAUCAAAUGAUAUACCCAACUUACAAGUUCUCGCCAAAGAAGACUUCGCCAAAGGAAAGAGAAUGGGUGUUCAAACCAGACCCAAGAAGUGCUCAGUGUGAGGUAAUGAAUGAAGACAAGGACAGAGAGGUGGGUGGAGUGAGUGAUUGCUUGAGACUUGCGGAAAAAGGAGUCGAGAGCGAAACGAGUCCAGAAAUGGAAGAAUGCAAGGUGGAAACGACAUCUUCCACUGACUUUGCUGCGGCGUCUCUUCCAACACCGCAGUCGGGUUUGCUUUCUGCGCCAGUCUCAGAUGUGACGAUCAUAUCUCCUGAUCUAUUCCAUCAACUCGACUCGGUUGGCUCUCCUGACGCGACGUUUGACACGACCGCAUACCCUCGGCUCUCGUCCAACAAUGAUAUUUGUGAGGUCUUCCUCAAUCAAGAUGUCAGUGAAAUAUGUAACAGUGAUCUAAUGAAUAUCGAUAAGUUUGGUUUUCCCUUUAAUCAUCAUGGAAGUUGUGUAAGCAAUGAUAUGAUUGACAAUGGCGUUGGUGGGUUGGGGGAUGGUGUGGGUAGUGAUGCAGUUGAUAGUGGCGUGAAUGCAUAUGAUUUUACCAAUGAGUUUGCGCAGUACGGUUUGCCAAACAUAUCUGCGACCGAACUGUUACGAUAUGAACAGAUUGAAAUGGAGUACUUUGACUUUGAACUUUAUCAACAAGAGACAUCUGCAAUUGAUUCACCACUUUCGUGUUCGCUUGCUCAAUUGUCUGCUCCGCCGCCUGGUGUGGGUUCUGCGUACUGUGGAACCAGGUUUUGCAGCGAAUUUCACGCGAGUGAAAUAGCAGAAACACAACAAUUGCAGUCUCAGUUGGAUCAAUACCAAUUGCAACAGCAGCAGCUGGAAAAGCAACUGGAUUCUCAACUGGACUAUCAUCAACAGUGUCUCCAAAGUCAAUCUCUGUCAAGCUAA
Paraglomus occultum is the source of this 1299-nucleotide messenger RNA. Lineage: Eukaryota; Fungi; Glomeromycota; Glomeromycetes; Paraglomerales; Paraglomeraceae. The record is from the annotation of a GenBank genome assembly.